GCACGGGAGGCGCGAGGCAGGACAGGACGUCGGUGCGUUCGUGCCGUGCGUGCCAUAGCGCGCGCCGUCCCUGAUCUCUCCGACUCCCCCCCUACACCCCGGCGGCCGCCGCAGAUCUGAGGGUCAUCGGCAGCCAUGAUCUCCAGCAAGCUCAAGUCCGUCGACUUCUACAGGAAAAUCCCUAGGGAUUUGACCGAGGCAUCAUUAUCUGGUGCUGGAUUAUCCAUUGUAGCAGCACUAACUAUGAUGUUUUUGUUUGGAAUGGAGUUGAGCAGUUACUUAGCAGUUAAUACUACAACAUCUGUGAUUGUUGAUAGGAGUUCAGAUGGGGAGUUUCUGCGGAUAGAUUUCAAUAUAAGCUUUCCUGCACUUUCAUGUGAAUUUGCAUCAGUUGAUGUCAGCGAUGUGCUGGGAACAAACAGAUUGAACAUAACGAAAACUGUUUUCAAAUAUUCGAUUGAUCGGAAUUUAGUACCAACUGGAUCAGAGUUCCACCCUGGCCCUAUUCCCAUUGUCAGUAAGCAUGGAGAUGAUGUAGAAGAGGAUCAUGUUGAUGGUUCAGUUCCCUUGUCAUCUCGCAAUUUUGAUAGCUAUUCACACCAAUAUCCUGUUUUGGUUGUCAACUUUUAUGCCCCCUGGUGUUACUGGAGCAAUCGACUGAAACCUUCGUGGGAGAAGACUGCGAAAAUAAUAAGGGAGAGAUAUGACCCUGAAAUGGAUGGUAGAAUCCUUCUGGGCAAGGUUGACUGCACUGAGGAAAUUGACUUGUGUAGGAGGCACCACAUACAAGGAUACCCAUCCAUUCACGUUUUCCGUAAAGGGUCUGAUAUCAAGGAAAAUCAGGGUCACCAUGAUCAUGAAUCAUACUACGGGGAACGUGAUACUGAGAGUUUAGUCGCGGCAAUGGAAACUUAUGUUGCAAACAUUCCAAAAGAGGCUCAUGUGCUUGCUUUGGAAGACAAAUCCAAUAAGACUGUUGAUCCUUCCAAGCGCCCUGCUCCAAUGACCAGUGGAUGCAGAAUAGAAGGUUUUGUGCGAGUGAAAAGGGUUCCAGGGAGUGUUGUUAUAUCAGCUCGAUCUGGGUCACACUCGUUUGAUCCAUCCCAGAUAAAUGUUUCACACUAUGUGAAUCAGUUCUCGUUUGGCAAAAAACUUUCACCAAGGAUGUUUCAUGAAUUCUUAAGACUAACUCCCUAUCUUCGUGGAUACCAUGAUAGAUUAGCUGGACAGUCUUACAGUGUUAAGCAGGGUGAGGUUAACGCCAAUGUUACUAUUGAGCAUUACCUACAAGUUGUGAAGACUGAGCUUGUAACACUGAGGUCCUCAAAGGAACUGAAAGUGCUCGAGGAAUACGAAUACACAGCACACAGCAGCUUGGUGCACAGCUUCUACGUUCCUGUUGUGAAAUUUCAUUUUGAGCCUUCUCCCAUGCAGGUCUUGGUAACUGAAGUUCCGAGAUCCUUCUCUCAUUUCAUCACAAAUGUCUGCGCUAUUAUUGGUGGAGUCUUCACGGUUGCUGGAAUACUGGAUUCCAUCUUCCACAAUACGCUAAGGAUGGUGAAGAAGGUUGAGCUAGGAAAGAACAUUUAAAUUCCGGUGCCGCUUCAGCGGAUGUGCUAGGUAGCCAUUAUUUCGUUGUACCUGGGAUAGCGAUUCAUAGUGAUCUAUAUAUUGAAGUCUUGAAGAGGGGAAACGUGAGUUAGGCAGAGUUGAAACUAGGGACCGUGGACUUGAUACUAGGGACAUCACUGUUUUGCUACAUCCCUUACAAAUAAUACAGUGGAUCCUUGAGGGUGAACCCCGUAAAAAAAAGGUAAUCUGCUGUUAUUGUUCCUGUGGCUCCCAUUGCCACUA
This is a messenger RNA of Panicum virgatum (switchgrass), 1854 nucleotides long. RefSeq names its product protein disulfide isomerase-like 5-4. The transcript has 16 exons. Gene Ontology annotation, cellular component: COPII-coated ER to Golgi transport vesicle; endoplasmic reticulum. The record is from RefSeq and is a predicted model, not a curated record. Bases 136 to 1590 code for a protein of 484 amino acids. NCBI's taxonomy places the organism in Eukaryota, Viridiplantae, Streptophyta, Magnoliopsida, Poales, Poaceae.